AAUCAAAUUGUGAAUUUGGAUAGGGACAGUUGCCAUAACGCAUUGCAUUUUGCAAGGCAUGAUUGUUGUAGGAAGUGUCUAGUUUUUUUUCUUCCUUGAGCCGGGCUAUUCAAACCUGCAAAUCUAAGUAAACAAUCAUUCGAACACUUACGCAAAUGCAAAUAAAUGAAUGACUAAUGAGCAUGCAUUGAGACUCGUCUAGAUUUAUAGGCGAAUUAUGACUGUACAUUUGGGAUCUGCAGAAUAUGGCGUCCUGUCCUUAUAAAAAUAAGACGGGCUGCCAUUUUUGUUUUCCUUUUGUCUGAAUUUUUUAAUAAAACUGUCUGAGAAUGUGGGAUAGGCUCUGGAUCGAGGCACUAGGGGGAUCGGAGUUGAUCUGCAUUCAAAAUACUCCGGAUAAGAUGUUUUAUGAUUUUUUUACAUUUCAAGUUUUAAAGGUAUUUUUCUUGAAACCUGGAAAUGAACGCAGACAUCCCGAUAGAAUAAAGGAAAAGAUGGCAGAGCCUCGUUUUAAUAAUGCCUACUUCUGGCCUCCACCCCCCACCAUGCCAGGCCAGUUGGACAACCUGGUGUUGAUCAACAAGAUCAAGGAACAGCUCAUGGCCGAGAAGAUUCGGCCGCCCCACCUGGCGCCCUCCGCGGUACCGUCCCAACAGCAGCUGCUGGGGAGUCCUCCACAGGGGGAAGGUGGCCAGCACGCUCCUAUGUCGGUUCAGAAACUGCAGCAGAUGCAACAGGGACUCCAUGCUCACAGCCCGUCGCAGCCAGAUGUCGCCCUGCAUGCCCGGCCGGCCUCCAGCUCAGUCGCAGGACGUAUUCUUGGGGAUGUAAACUUGAAUAUGGAUGAUAAGACAGCUAUAAAAGCUAGAGGAUUGUGGGAAGACUGGCAUUUGCGUCAAAUCAUAGACCAACCCUCUAGAACAAACCAUCUGUCAGGUUUGGCGCUUUCCUCUCGAACGGGCAACCACACCACCACAGAGGGCGUCACCCUGACCACACCCACCUCCAGCCAGAGCCGGCUAGGCGGCGUGCCCUCGCCUCAUCACGUCCUCUCGGGCUUGGCCAGCGGCCCCGGGAUUGACCAACUCAAAAGCAACGGGGGCCUUGCCGGACUGCUGGGCCCCCCUCCCAAGACGGAGGGGCGAGGGCGUAAGAAGAUCAAAGCGGAGAACGGUGGUGGCCCUCUGUUGGUGGUACCUUACCCCAUCCUGGCCUCAGGCAAUGACCAGUCCUCCCACACCAUCACUCCCAAAGAGGGGAAAUGCUACAGGUGUAAAUCAUGCCCGCUGACGUUCUUCUCCAAGUCGGACAUGCAGAUCCACUCCAAGUCUCACACGGAGACCAAGCCUCACAAGUGUCCCCAUUGUUCCAAGUCCUUUGCCAACGCGUCCUACCUCGCCCAGCACCUCCGCAUACAUCUGGGCGUCAAACCGUAUCACUGCUCCUACUGCGAGAAAUCCUUCCGCCAGCUCUCUCACCUGCAGCAGCACACCAGAAUUCACACCGGAGAUCGGCCCUAUAAAUGUGCCCAUCCAGGUUGUGCAAAAUCCUUCACUCAGCUCUCCAACCUGCAGUCUCACCAGAGACAGCACAACAAAGACAAGCCCUACAAGUGUCCGAAUUGCUACCGGGCCUAUUCAGACUCGGCCUCGCUGCAGAUACACUUGUCUGCACAUGCCAUUAAAAACGCCAAGGCCUACUGCUGCAGCAUGUGUGGUAGAGCCUACACUUCAGAGACCUACCUUAUGAAGCACAUGUCUAAACACACUGUGGUGGAACACCUGGUGAGUCAUCAAUCCCCACAGAGGACCGAGUCUCCCAGUAUCCCCAUACGGAUCUCCCUUAUCUGAGCCCUGACAACCAGCCUCAGGCCCCUAUAGAGGAACACCCUGUGAUGUCACUCUCCACUCACGCGUAAUCAAUCCCAGAUAAUGUUUUUUUUUUAUUUGUUUGUUGUCCGAAUGUCCCCGUUUGUUUGUGUGCUUUCCAAAAAUGUGCCAGACUAUUGUACCUUACCAAGAAGUACUUUUUUACACCUCCUUUCAUCUAUAAGGUGUGGCUGGGGAAUGUUUGGGACAUCCAAAGAUGAUUUUACAGCACUUUCAGGCCUAAUAGUAUUGGCCAAAAAGGUUUUUAGUCUACUAAGACAAUAAAAGGCAUUGCUCCAGGCAGCUAAAACGUUAACCAUAGGUAUUAUAACGCAUUAAAGGACCACUUACUUGCAUUUUGUAGUGUUCUCUCUUUACUCUUGCAAAGGUAUAUUUGCAUUGGAAACUUUGUCUUCCUUAUGGUUAGGUCAACUGACCAAUUGCCAAUAAGAUGAAUGCCUAAAUCAUGUAUACAAGCUUUUUUGUGCCACUCCUAAUGUCAGUGUUUGCCUCAUUUUGUUACUUCAAAAGAUAACGUUUUCAUCUAGGCUUCAUCAAAUUUAAGUAUAUCUUAGACCACAAUGCACACAAGACUUUCCAGUUGGAGGGUCGAUAUCUUUUACGGUUGUUUUUGUAUUUUUCAUCUCGUUGUUGUUAUUGUCCGUGGUAUUAAAAAAAGGACACCGCUCAAGGCAAUUCUGAAGAGCACCAAAAUAUAUUUUGAAUCUGAUGUUGAUAUUUGUAGAAACCUAGUGUGUAAGAGUCGAACUGUUUUGUUUCACAGAACUGAUAAGCACUGCCAUGUAUUUAAUAAAUCAAGUGUAAAAAUGGUCCAUUAUGGAACUGUCAUUUGGAAUUUGAUAUUUGUUGGUCGUUCCAGUAUGCCUAACACCUCGAUCACACCUACAGCGUUGAUCCACAGACUUGUAUGCAUCUGUGCGUUAUCUGGGUAUAUGUGCAUAAGAAGAAGCUGCUUCCGCAUACAUCCUGAUGUAAAUCCUGGAUAUGAUGGAUAAAUCCGAGCCAUGCACCGCAUAGGACGCUCUGCAACUGCCUCCCCAGGGCAAAGCUGCAAGGCGAGUGCUGCAUUCUGCUGGAAAUUAAAUAACUUUUGUACCAAAGCUAAUUGACACUGUAGCUGUGAUCGAAUUGUUGCUGACAGAACUUAAUGGAAGCAGACAAACACAUUUCAAUACAAAUCUUCACAAACACAUUCCAGUCUACAUUUCAGUGUGACAUGGCACAAUGACCUUCUGCCGUUUGUCAUGCUGUGAUGAAGUAUUGUACGUGCCAGAGUUCUGCCUUUAUGCCACAGUGAUUUGUUUACUGACAUGGAUGAGGAAAGGGGUCUCUGUAUUUUAUUCAAUUUUAUCUUGCCUAUGAAAUACCCAAAUAUGAGAGUUACUAUGUGUGCUACCAAAUGAAUGUAAUCCUUAACCGUUUGAAUUGGGAUAUUUAUUCUACAGCUAGGCCCAUGUUGUGUAGGAUAUUUAUUCUACAGCAAGGACAAUGUCCUCUAGGGUAUUUGUUCUAGAACUAGGCCCAUGUCCUCUAGGUUAUUUAUUCUACAACUAGGCCCAUGUUGUUUGAGACAUUUAUUCUACAGCUAGGCCCAUGUUGUGUAGGACAUUUGUUCUACAGCAAGGACCAUGUCCUCUAGGGUAUUUAUUCUACAACUAGGCCCAUGUUCUCUGGGAUAUGUAUUCCACAACUAGGACCAUGUUGUCUGGGAUAUUUAUUCUACAACUAGGGUCAUGUUGUCUGGGAUAUUUAUUCUACAACUAGGACCAUUUCCUCUAUGGUAUUUAUUCUACAACUAGGCCCAUGUUGUCUAGGAUAUUUAUUCUACAACUAGGGCCUUGUUGUCUGGGAUAUUCUACAACUAGGACCAUUUCCUCUAUGGUAUUUAUUCUACAAAUAGGCCCAUGUUGUCUGGGAUAUUUAUUCUACGACUAGGACCAUGUUGUCUGGGAUUUUUAUUCUACAACUAGGACCAUAUCCUCUAGGGUAUUUUUGCCCUUUUAUGUUCAACAGUGAUAUUAAGUAAAUUCAUUUUUUUUGCAUCCCAUGAAAUGUAUAUAGAUAUCUUUAUGUACAAAAAAGGUCUCCUCAUGUCUUGUAAUCCUUCUGCUCUCAUGCCUAAAUAUUAAUAAUGACAUUUUGUUAUUUUUAUACGCAUUCAAGCCUUAACUUUAUUGUAAUUGUAUUAUCACAUUUUAUUUGUCCCACAUGGAUGCAUCUCUGUACCCAGCGCUUUAUGCAUUUUUAUUUCAUAGCAUGGAAUAUACUGUAAAUAAACUAUAUUAACUGUUAA
This is a messenger RNA of Esox lucius (northern pike), 4182 nucleotides long. RefSeq names its product zinc finger protein 362a (gene znf362a). Gene Ontology annotation, cellular component: nucleus. Gene Ontology annotation, molecular function: DNA-binding transcription factor activity, RNA polymerase II-specific; RNA polymerase II cis-regulatory region sequence-specific DNA binding. The transcript has 9 exons. NCBI's taxonomy places the organism in Eukaryota, Metazoa, Chordata, Actinopteri, Esociformes, Esocidae. The record is from RefSeq and is a predicted model, not a curated record. Gene Ontology annotation, biological process: regulation of transcription by RNA polymerase II. The coding region runs from base 330 to 1850 and encodes 506 amino acids.